This is a messenger RNA of Monoraphidium neglectum, 726 nucleotides long. RefSeq lists its product as hypothetical. The transcript has 3 exons. The record is from RefSeq and is a predicted model, not a curated record. The annotation marks the transcript as partial. Lineage: Eukaryota; Viridiplantae; Chlorophyta; Chlorophyceae; Sphaeropleales; Selenastraceae.
AUGCAGCGCGGCGGCGCGGCGGAGGCGGCAGCGGAGCUGCCGCCUGCUUGGCAUCUGUACUAUCCGCCGCCGCGGCUUGCGGCAGCGGUGGCAGAGGCUGCGGCUGUGGACGAGCCUGAGUCGCAGCAGUUGCAGCAGCAGCAGCAGCAGCAGCAGCAGCAGCAGCAGUCGGAAGCUGGGGACGGCCCCGCUUCGGCGGCUGCGCCUGGCGGCGGGGAUGGCGUUGCUGACGGUGUGGCCGCGGCGCCGGCGGGGACCGACCAGGCGGCGGCCGCGGCCGAGGCCGACGGCGACGCCGUGUGGGCCGCGUUCGUGGAAUCUGCCCGCCGCGCCACCUCGCUCCGCGCGUCGCACGGCCGCGCGAUGGCCGGCGACAGCGGGGAGCAGCAGCGCGGCGCGGCGUGGCACGGGCUGCGGGACGUGCGGCUGACAGCGAGCGCGCUGCCAAACGUGCUGGGGUGGUUCAGGCUGCCGGUGGAUGACUUGAAGCAGUUGUGGGCGGAGAAGGUUGGGCUGGCCGCCAAGCAGCCAGCCAACGCGGCCAUGACGUACGGCACCAACCACGAGGACGAGGCUCUGGAGGAUUACUCGCGGCUGGUGCCGCAGCACGAGGUCGAGGCCAAGCUGUUCACUGUGUGGUGCGAUGAUCUCCACGGGCCGCACUCCUGGCUGGGCGCCUCCCCCGACGGCCUGCUGACACACAAAGGCGCCGCGCCGCCGCCCGCG